Drosophila elegans is the source of this 8274-nucleotide messenger RNA. It is a transcript of the gene AGO1, whose product is annotated as protein argonaute-2. The record is from RefSeq and is a predicted model, not a curated record. The coding region runs from base 1150 to 4002 and encodes 950 amino acids. The transcript has 6 exons. NCBI's taxonomy places the organism in Eukaryota, Metazoa, Arthropoda, Insecta, Diptera, Drosophilidae. Gene Ontology annotation, molecular function: RNA binding; protein binding.
ACGUAACAAACACGCUACGUAACAGCUGAGAGGCGAUAACAACAGGCCCGAUAGUUCGCGCUCGCUUUCCAACACUGGAAUGCUCAGUGUGAGCAACCCUGCCUUGCUGUGCAUAGUCAGCCGACAUAUAGACAUCCCGCUCACACGCACGGUCUCAGCCGAGAGUGCUUUGCCCUCAUUUAAGUGUGGUUAAGAGUGUACAGCGUGCGUCACGCUCACACGUCGCGAGUACAAUUUUUGUGUGGACGUCCAGUGUGUGGCUGUGGGAAAAGCUGAAGAAAAUUGCAUUUUUUGCAUAAUGCGCGACGUGAAAAGCUAACAAAAGUUGUGCUAAAUCAAAAUUCAAUAGUCUGGCCACGGUUUGUGCGUAAGAGCAGGCGGCGCGAUCGUGUUUGGUGCACAAAAACCACGUCUCGAAAAGUCAAGAAUUCUACGUGCACACAUUUUUUUGGGCUGCCAUAUAUAAAAAAAACGCAUACAAACGCAUUUUCUUGCUGUAUAGCGAAGCAGCACACAUUCACACACAGGCCGAGGAGCACACACACACACGCAUACAAUUGCACUCACGAGAUAUGCGAGCAUAAAGAAGAAUUUUUUCUUAGUUGUAUUACAAGAGCAUUAGAUACAUAUAUAAUAAGUAUAUAAAUAAACAUAUAUACACCCCUAGGUGUGUACACAAAAAUACAUACAUAUAAUUAAACGAAAGCUGUGCCUACAUUUGUGUUCUUUUCCAAUACUAAAUAACAACAGAAACAACAAUAAUAACAAAAUAAUGCAAAUCAAGAAAGAGAGAGAAAGAGAGACGAGAUAAUACCCACUUGUCUGUUGCUAAUUCCAAUUUAUAUAAAUACGCCUUCGCCACGCCCACGCGCAACAACAAACAACAAAUGCAAAAUCUACCAAACGAAUAAAACUUUAAACUACUUUAAAGUGUGAUAAGCAAAAGGCUGAAAUCAAAAACAAAAUACAAAAACUAUAAAUAAUUAGUAGAAAAACCAAAAGCAAAAGCAACAACAACAACCACAACAAAGAAAACAACAAUCAAUUACAUUUUACACCAAAACACGAAACAUCAAAAGCGAAAAACACGAGCCAACCUUUUAUACAUUAAAUAUUUUUCUUAAAACAAACCUAACUUAGUGCAAAAACAUGUAUCCAGUCGGACAACAGUCACAGUGGACCCCCUCGCCCACUCGGCCUCAGAGUCCCUCUCAGGCGCAGACUAGCUUCGACACGCUCACAUCACCACCAGCGCCCGGCUCGUCGGUCAAUCCCACCGCAGUCACUAGCCCAAGUGCCCAGAAUGUGGCCGCUGGUGGAGCAACUGUGGCUGGUGCAGCUGCAACCGCUGCCCAGGUGGCCUCCGCCUUGGGCGCCACCACCGGCAGCGUGACACCAGCGAUUGCAACUGCCACGCCAGCCACUCAGCCGGAUAUGCCCGUUUUCACGUGCCCACGCCGCCCGAAUCUCGGACGAGAAGGACGUCCGAUUGUGCUCCGGGCCAAUCACUUCCAGGUGACAAUGCCGCGUGGCUAUGUUCACCACUACGACAUCAACAUUCAGCCAGACAAGUGUCCGCGAAAGGUCAACCGUGAAAUUAUCGAGACCAUGGUGCAUGCUUACAGCAAGAUCUUCGGCGUGCUCAAGCCGGUGUUUGAUGGUCGCAACAAUCUCUACACCCGCGAUCCAUUGCCCAUUGGCAACGAACGUCUGGAGUUGGAAGUGACUCUGCCCGGCGAGGGAAAGGAUCGCAUCUUUCGCGUUACGAUCAAGUGGCAGGCUCAGGUCUCGCUAUUUAAUCUGGAGGAGGCUCUGGAAGGCCGUACCCGGCAGAUACCCUACGACGCCAUUCUCGCCCUGGACGUGGUCAUGCGUCAUCUGCCCAGUAUGACGUACACGCCGGUAGGACGCAGCUUCUUCAGCUCUCCCGAUGGUUAUUACCAUCCCUUGGGUGGCGGUCGCGAGGUGUGGUUCGGUUUCCAUCAGAGCGUUAGGCCCUCGCAGUGGAAGAUGAUGCUCAACAUUGAUGUCUCGGCCACCGCUUUUUACAAGGCUCAACCUGUCAUUGACUUUAUGUGCGAGGUGCUGGACAUUCGCGACAUCAACGAGCAGCGCAAACCGCUCACUGACUCCCAGCGCGUCAAGUUCACCAAGGAGAUAAAGGGCCUGAAGAUCGAAAUUACCCACUGCGGCCAGAUGCGUCGCAAGUAUCGUGUGUGCAACGUCACCCGGCGUCCCGCACAGAUGCAAUCUUUCCCACUGCAGCUGGAGAACGGACAGACCGUAGAGUGCACCGUGGCCAAGUAUUUCCUGGACAAGUACCGCAUGAAGCUGCGAUAUCCGCAUUUGCCCUGCCUUCAGGUGGGACAGGAGCACAAACACACCUAUCUGCCCCUGGAAGUGUGCAACAUUGUGGCCGGGCAGCGGUGCAUCAAGAAGCUGACCGAUAUGCAGACCUCGACCAUGAUCAAGGCCACCGCCCGUUCAGCUCCGGAUCGCGAGCGUGAGAUUAACAAUUUGGUCAAGCGGGCCGACUUCAACAACGACUCGUAUGUGCAGGAGUUCGGCCUGACCAUUUCCAAUUCGAUGAUGGAGGUGCGAGGACGCGUUUUGCCGCCGCCAAAGCUUCAGUAUGGGGGACGUGUGUCAACCGGGAUCACCGGCCAGCAACUGUUUCCGCCACAGAACAAGGUGAGCUUGGCUUCGCCCAACCAGGGUGUAUGGGAUAUGCGAGGCAAGCAGUUCUUCACCGGCGUGGAGAUUCGUAUCUGGGCCAUCGCCUGCUUUGCUCCCCAGCGCACUGUGCGCGAAGACGCGCUGCGUAACUUUACCCAGCAACUGCAGAAGAUCUCAAACGAUGCCGGCAUGCCGAUCAUUGGCCAGCCGUGCUUCUGCAAAUACGCCACUGGGCCGGAUCAGGUGGAGCCGAUGUUCCGCUACCUGAAAAUUACCUUUCCGGGGCUGCAGCUCGUCGUGGUGGUGCUACCGGGCAAGACUCCGGUUUAUGCAGAGGUAAAGCGCGUGGGAGACACCGUCCUGGGCAUGGCUACCCAGUGUGUGCAGGCCAAAAAUGUGAACAAGACGUCGCCGCAGACGCUGUCAAAUCUUUGCCUUAAGAUCAACGUUAAGUUGGGCGGCAUCAAUUCGAUCCUCGUGCCGUCCAUCAGGCCGAAGGUUUUCAACGAACCGGUCAUUUUCUUGGGUGCUGAUGUAACACACCCACCGGCUGGCGACAACAAAAAACCAUCGAUUGCCGCCGUCGUGGGCUCAAUGGAUGCCCAUCCGUCUCGCUACGCCGCUACCGUUCGGGUGCAACAGCACCGCCAAGAAAUUAUCCAGGAGCUGAGCAGCAUGGUGCGCGAACUUCUGAUCAUGUUCUACAAGUCAACAGGCGGCUAUAAGCCCCACCGCAUCAUUCUCUAUCGCGACGGUGUCUCCGAGGGUCAGUUCCCGCAUGUUCUGCAGCACGAGUUGACCGCCAUUCGGGAGGCCUGCAUCAAGCUGGAGCCCGAAUACCGGCCAGGCAUCACGUUCAUUGUGGUGCAGAAGCGCCAUCACACGCGUCUGUUCUGCGCCGAGAAGAAGGAGCAGAGCGGCAAGUCGGGCAACAUUCCCGCAGGCACCACCGUCGAUGUGGGCAUCACACAUCCCACCGAAUUCGAUUUCUAUCUGUGCAGCCAUCAGGGCAUCCAGGGCACCAGUCGUCCGUCUCACUACCACGUGCUGUGGGACGACAAUCACUUUGACUCGGACGAGCUGCAGUGCCUCACGUACCAGCUGUGCCACACCUACGUGCGGUGCACCCGCUCCGUCAGCAUACCGGCGCCAGCCUACUACGCCCAUUUAGUGGCCUUCCGUGCCAGAUACCAUCUGGUGGAAAAGGAGCACGACUCCGGCGAAGGUUCGCACCAGAGCGGCUGCUCCGAGGAUCGCACGCCAGGCGCCAUGGCCAGAGCCAUCACUGUGCACGCCGACACCAAGAAGGUCAUGUACUUUGCCUAAAAAGUAUCACCCCAUAUACCAACACCAAAAAGCUAAGGAAUACAAAAUCAGUUUCGAAAUUCGAUUCGAAUAAGCUACUCCCCCCCACUUCCUUCCCUCAGAUCAGCAAGCGGAUGAAAGCCAACCCUAGAAAUAUAGAUUUAAGCUACAUUUUACGUUGAGACAGCGCGAUGGGAGGUUAACCAACGAGAAUACGAAGAUCUUGCAUGCAUUAGUUAUUUAGUAAGCGAAAGAAAAUCCCACAAAGACAGAAAAACACCACUCAUCCACACACAACGCAGAAAGCACACAGUGAGAAAUUGUAGGAAUAGGCAAUCGAAUGUUAUGCACAAGUUUGCGCAACCGAAGAAAAAUAAACGAACCCGAAAGUGAAAUGUGAGAAUUCUCAAAAACAAGCGUAGCAAACAAAUUGAAAGCAAAUAGUAAAUCAACUAAAGGGAACAAAAACUACGACAGCAACACCAACCAACAUCAGAUAACAACAAAAAUAAAAAAAAAAAAAAAAAAAGGAAUAGCGACACUAACACGAGAGAGACAACUCGUGUAAUAGCAAUUACGGUUACAUUGUACAAUAUAUUUUUACACGAUACGAAAAGAAGACAUGAUGAAUGAAUAUGAAUGAAUGCAUACAACCAAAGGUUUUUAGUAUACAAAAUGAAUACGUUGCUGAUCGACUCACACAGCAAACACGACAAGAACACCAACCACUCGGAUUCUCUGUACUGUGAACGAAGACCACCACCAAAUUAUAAACAAAAACCACAAGCGACAUUAUAGCGACAAGCAUUGAAAGAGUGUAAACACAACUUAGCAUGUAUGUACUAAUGAAAUACUUCAAUAACUGGGGCGCAGAUUAAACCAAGCAAGAACAUUUAAUAGUUUGUAAGUUGGGCUCUACUAAAAAUCAGAUAAUGCCAGAUCAGAUCAGAUUAACAGAGUCGAUAAGAGCGCGGCGAAAUAACGAGAACUGCAAUUUCAACAAGGGACAAACUUUUGGUCAAAACAAUAGCUAUACUUAUAGAGUGGAGCCUAAUAUAUAAAUACCUAAGCCUAGAUCUAACAUUUCAAGUUUUUACAAAACAAAAAACGCGGAAUGGAACUGUAACAAGAUAGGAAUACUUGAAUUCAAAAGUGCAAAUAAUGCGGUAGCAGUUACGUUGGCAGUGCUGAUAUUUUAUGUAUAUCUUUAGUUUACCCUCUUGUAUGCACACACAAUCAGACUCCGAACUUCUCCCCUCCCCGAGUCCAAGGCAUAUCACUCAAUGUCCUUUUAUUUAUGUACCUCCUACACUUAGCCUAACGAUAUUUAGUUGUAUCUUAUCAUUUUUUUAAAAGCGUAACGAAAUUUGUUGAUUUCUUCAUGUUGAUUCUUCGAAUGGAAAAACGUCGCGAACAUGCCUGUUUUUCAUUGUAAUUUCGUAUUAAUUAACUUUAGAGCAAAGUGGUGUACGGGUAAUAUAAACAAGGUAACUCUUAUCCACCGUCCCCCGGAGAGAGGUGGCAACUACAUUUCAAUAUUUUACAAAGUAGUUUUAGUUUCGUCAAAAUCAACAAGCAAAAACAAACAAACAAACAAACAAUAUCAAUAUGAAACGUAUGCUUAAUAUUUGUACUAUAUCGAGGACACAGUUCAAGUUAACAUUAUGAUGAGUUGUUAUUUAUGCGGUGCGGGUGAGGACGAUCUUCUCUGAUUCCCCGGGCCGAACCUUAUUUAUACUUGUGUACAUCCUUCACAGAUCCUUUAAUUUAGAUUUAGUUACCAAGUUUGCAAGCUGUUUUGCCAAUCGUACAUAAUGUGAGCAUUAUAAAAUACAUAAUAUUUAAAUCUAUAUGCUUAUAUUAAAUCAUUUACGGCACUUACAAAUUAGUUGAUAAUCCUCCAAAAAUAAAAAUACAAAAAAUAAAGUGAGGGAAUACCACAGCCCGCCAAAAUGUUAAAUUGAACUUUCAGAAAUUUCUUUAAUUUUCUGCAAAAUAUACAAAAUUGGAUCUUUCAAACCUACUAGACAUCAAAUAAUGAUAUAUUAAUAAAAUAUUUGUAUCUUUUAAAAACAUUGUUCUAACUGUUUAGAAGAAAGAAACUUAAUUUUAUUAUUUUUUUUACAAAAGCUUAUGUUUCGAUUUCGGUUCUUAAAUCCAGUACUCUAAUAAACUAAAUAUCUCAGCUGCGAAUAUUCUUUCAUAUUUAACUAGUCUUUUAACCGAGGCUUACCAUAGUGGUAAAAACUAUACCUGAGAUAGAUAGCUUACUUAAGUACUGCAUUUAAAAAUAAACAACAUUUUGUGGGGCUGUGCAAUUAAAGUGGGGGCGUAUUUGUUGACUUCUUAAAUUGUAACUGUUCACUUUCCAUUUGUUUUUUGUAGUUUAUACACAAGGGAUUACAAUUUUAAAUUUAUUUCUUAAUAUUUACUUAAAGCAACCCGAAGCAAAAAACAAACCAACCAAUUUUAGUUCUAAGCAAAAAACGAAAAUAAUCAAUGCAAAGGAGUUCGCGAUCCGGGGCUCGAUAAGAGAUCGCCUAGACAGAACCAACAUUUACAUUAUCUAUUCAAUUAGUUUAAGCUGAAGCUGAAAUGUGUGCCGACAAUGAAUGCAUCUCGUAGUUGUAAAAUGAGCGAAAUAUUAUAUUCAACAAUAAUUUACUUUACCAACACAAUACAUGAGAAAUGUCCAAAGCUUUAACUACUCGCAAAAUUAGAAGCGGAAUAUUGACGGAAAAACCACUAAUCACUAAAUGAAAAUGCCAAUAAAAAGCUGUUAUCUCCCAUCCAAAACAAUGGGCCUUACGGUUGUCCCUAUAUACACGCGUAAAUAUAUAUAUAGCAAACUGGAAAACUCCAAUUUUCCCCAAGAAACUCACAGACACUAAAAUUUCAAUGGUUUCUUCAGUAUCGUGCAGCUAAAAAAUGUUUAAGGAGAAGGUUGGAGAACUGGGAACGCCUUAAAUAUCAUUUUCAACCUAUGUUCUGCUCAGAGUCAAGGCCCAAAAUCAAGACAAAAUGCCGGGAUAUCCACAUGGGAACUUACAUUUUUAUCUGUCAAAAUUCAAUUGAGCUUUAAACUAAAGGUAGAUCGAGAAAAAUAUGAAAAAAAUUAAACAAAAAAAACAAGGCAAGAAGAUAAGUAAGAAAAAUAAUUGGGGUCGCAUUGUUUUUACAUAUUACUUAUAAAUGUGCCGUUUAUAGAUGUCUACAAUUAUAUACAACAAAUAUAGAUAUAUACCUAGAUAUAUAAUCAGAUCUAAAUCGAAGCUAAACAGCAAUUUGCACAACUCUUCCUAAAGGAAAUAAAAAAUACAAAUCUAAAUCUAACAAUAAAAUUAUAUGCCACAAUUACCGAGAUUUCAAGAAGUGACGGACUAACUCCAAGCAAUUAUAAACGUUACAUUUGAAUAACUAACUUAUGAUAUGUGUGUACUCUAUACUCUUCCAAUUAGUCCCGAGUCCUACCCACUAAAACCCAGCCCACACGCGCGGUCCCCAUAGCCACACAACGUAUUGUUCCCAAUACGAAUCAGAUCGGACAACCCUUAGCUGAAAUUGGACUAGAAAAAUCAAUACGAUAAUACCACUUAUACGUGCGUUUAGAUUAAAGAGAUCAUCUGGUAUACAUCCCUUACUUUAAAAAUCAACCAAAAUGCCGGGUAAUUAAUCAAUAAAAUACAUAUUAUUAGUUCUAAUCUAAGCGAAGUAAACAAAAACAUCAACAUAUUGAUAAAAAUAAAAAUAUAAAUAAAAAGCAACGUGAGCAACGUAAUAUGGGAAAUCUGUAACUUUGGUGAUCUUUUUAAAUGUUAUUAGUAAAACAAAACAAAAAUCAAGUUUAAUGAGAAAUACAAAUCAAACCAGUUUUAAAUGUGACUUAAAUACGACGUAAACGACAUUUUUCCACAAAAUUAUAUAUGUGACAAAACAAAACCAAAAUCAGAGUUUGUGACAUAUGCAAUUUAAUGAAAGUUGAUGAUCUUUUCGAUAGAAUUAUGUAAAGCUGUCUAACAACUAGUUCUAAGCGCUUCAAUACAAAUACCAUUUAACAAAAAUCAACAAACUCAAUUAAGUUAAAGAAAACACAAUUACAUUUAACAAAAAGUAUAUGUUUUAUACAAAUUACAUUUAUUUUUAUCAAGUUUAGCGGCUUUGUUUUAAAUUUGAGUUUUAAGCAUUAAAACCAAACCAACCAUUACAAAACAAAAUUAUUUCAGUUUGCGUUUCAAAUAAGAAAACAGCAUAUACAAUUCAUUUUUGUUCAAUAAAAAUAUAUUUAACUAAAAA